UAACUUUUUUUAACGUAUCGGGACAAAUGGACCAAAAUUCAGUACUGAAGUAUAUCAAAAACAGAAUGAAAAAUAUCUUCACAUUCAAAAUAAUAUGCUUAAUGGUUUUUCAAAUAUCGUAUAUGGAUGCCACAUAUUUGUGUUCCUACAUCAAUGGAACAAUUUGCUGCCCGGGAUUUAUAUGGGAUUACAACCUUAAAACAUGUACAAUUUGCAAAGAAGGAUCUGCAGAAAUAGAUUGCAAAGAUAAGUGUUUUUUCCCUUUUAAUGAAUUGAACUGUCAGUCAGCGUGUAACUGUACUGAAAAAGACUGUGAUCAUGUCAAAGGCUGCAAAAGAAAGUCAAAAGAGAAUCCACAUGAAUCUCACGUCAGGAUUGGAAUCAACAGAACGAAUACCACAAUUGAACAAUCAACUGUGAGAAAGAAGAUAUCAAAUGGUAUUAAAGGAAUAGGACAUUCUGAGCAAAAGUAUAUUAAACUAGAUACAACUACAAUGAUGAUUGGAAUCAUAGGGCUAACACAAGUAUCAAUUGUCCUUAUAAUUCUAAUUACGUGUACAUAUCUAUUGGAAAGUUGUAAAACGAUGACUAAAGUUCACGAUAUCAAGACAAUCGAGAUCACAAGUGUUUGA
Molecule: messenger RNA, 632 nt
Organism: Magallana angulata
Lineage: Eukaryota; Metazoa; Mollusca; Bivalvia; Ostreida; Ostreidae
Exons: 5
Coding region: 27-632 (201 amino acids)
Source: RefSeq, a predicted model, not a curated record